Molecule: messenger RNA, 1491 nt
Organism: Corticium candelabrum
Lineage: Eukaryota; Metazoa; Porifera; Homoscleromorpha; Homosclerophorida; Plakinidae
Exons: 1
Coding region: 1-1491 (496 amino acids)
Biological process (GO): proteolysis
Molecular function (GO): aspartic-type endopeptidase activity; zinc ion binding; nucleic acid binding
Source: RefSeq, a predicted model, not a curated record
AUGGCGGCUCGACACGGGAAACUCUGCGAGUUCAACGCGGGCGUAGAUAAUGUCGAAGACUACAAAGAACGAUUCUUGCUCUAUUGCACGGCAAAUGAAAUCACGGACGACGACAAGAAGAUAGCUGUUCUUCUGACGUCGAUGGGCACAACGACGUACACGUUACUAAAGAAUUUGGUACGACCGGCGGCUCCUCAAGACAAAUCGUUGGAUACGCUCUUCAAGCUAUUGCAAGACCACUAUGAACCGAGAAUUAUCGUCAUCGCAGAGCGUUUUCGCUUUUAUAAGCGAAUGCAGCGGGAAGGCGAGAAUAUUGCUGUUUACGUUUCGGAGCUGCGACGCCUCGCCAAACAUUGUGAUUUCGGUGAGCAGCUCAAUACUGCAUUACGCGAUCAAUUAGUCUGUGGGUUGCUACACGAGAAUAUACAGCAGAAGAUUUUAUCUGAGGCAGAGCUAACGCUGGAAAAGGCUCUGCGGAUUGCACAAGCUGCAGAGACAGCCAGAGCGGAGACACGACACCUCCGUGGGGAGUCGACACGACACGCAGCUAGUGGACAUUCCAGGACAUGGGAGACGGCAUUUGCUGUCAAGAGAGCGACCACAAGCAGCCGCAGCCAAUCGGGAUCGUUGCGUGCUUUGGAUAAGGCAUGUUAUCGUUGCAAUGAUCAUGGUCAUGACCCAACCAAGUGUAGAUUCAAAAACUACACGUGUCUGUUCUGCAAGACGAAGGGCCAUAUCGCUAAAGCAUGUCGGAAGAAGCAACGAGAUAACGCGAAAGAUAGCACGGAGGGCAAUUGGCGUACAAAAAGGAAACCGAAGACUCAGUCUACAUAUCAAGUAGAUGCAGAAGAUGUAAGCCUCAUUUGUUCUUUGUCUGGUAGAGGCGGGGUCAAGGUGACAAUAGAGGUGGCAGGCAGGAAUGUGGAGAUGGAAGUGGACACUGGAGCUUCAGUGAGUGUUGUACCAACCCAGAUAUAUAGUGAAGUUCUAUCCCACGUACAGCUGAAGAAGAGCACUGCCCAACUUCAGUCAUAUAGUGGUGAACGAUUGAAGGUGAAGGGAGAAGCUGUUGUACCAAUCAAGUAUGGAAUGCAACAAUCCAUGGAGCGGUUGAUUGUAGUAGAUGUGAGUGAUAAGCCAGCAGUCUUGGGACGAGAUUGGCUGUCAAACCUCAAGCUUGAUUGGGCUUCUCUGUUCAAAGUUGAUAGUGGAGUUUUUGAUGUACCCGAGAAGUUUCCUCAGUUGUUUGCAGAGGGAGUAGGUACUUUGCAAGGCUAUCAAGCCAAGAUAACUUUGUCUGCAGAUGCCAAGCCACAGUUCCAUAGGCCACGCCCAGUGCCUUAUGCCUUACAACAAAAGGUAGAGGAGGAGCUUAAUCGACUUCAGGAAGAGGGCAUUGUACAGUCAGUGGAAAACAGUGAGUGGGCAGCACCUAUCGUCAUUGUGAGAAAGGCUGAUAAUUCUAUCAGAAGUUGUGGCGAUUACAAGUAA